AACAACACAUUUGAUGCAGCACUCUAUGGCAAUGUCACUUUGAUCUGGAAAUUUGCAUUCAAGUUGGACCCUGAAAGUAAUUUAGUUGUGCACAUCCAGAAAAGUGAAGAAUCUUCAGUGGACAUUAUUCAUUUAGAUCAAAAAGUACUAAAAGUGUUCCCAAACUUCGUUGGAAGAGUUGAACUACUGCAAAACACUUUCUCAAAUGGAGUUGUUGCUCUAAAGAUGGACAACGUCAUCGUCCCAGACACUGGAGCAUACAAGUGUUUUACAUUGAUGUCUUCUAAAAAAUCAGAUGCACUCUAUGGAGAUCAGGGACUGUGUCAUUUAAAAGUUCGAGCCCCAUGGUACCCAGUCCAUAAAAGCAAUGUGUCCAUUGGGAGUGGGGUAUACACCCUUCGCUGUGACGCUGAAGGGUAUCCCCAAGGUAAUAUCACCUGGACAGAUGGACAUGGGAAGAAGUUAACUGACCAGGCCAAGCUCACAGCCAGCAUUACCUCAGAGCGGCUUAUUCACAUCGACAGCCAGUUGAAUGUCACCAUCACCAGCAGCAGCAGCUACACCUGCACUGUCAUGGACGACAGAGGAGUCUCUCAGGCUGCCACCUUUGUGUUUCCUGGUAUGAUGGAAAAUAUGAUUGUCACAUAA
Sardina pilchardus (European sardine) is the source of this 648-nucleotide messenger RNA. Its product is annotated as CD276 antigen homolog. The coding region runs from base 226 to 648 and encodes 140 amino acids. NCBI's taxonomy places the organism in Eukaryota, Metazoa, Chordata, Actinopteri, Clupeiformes, Clupeidae. The transcript is spliced from 2 exons. The record is from RefSeq and is a predicted model, not a curated record.